AUGGCAAAGCAAGGUGUAGACGUUGCAGUGGCGCUUGUCCUCGUUGCCUUCGCAGCAUUUCCAUCAGUGCACUCCAUCGGCGUCUGCAACGGCGUGCUGGGCAACGACCUGCCGGCGCCGAGCGACGUCGUGAAGCUCUACCAAUCCAAGGGCAUCAACGCCAUGAGGAUCUACGAGCCGGAGGGCAACGUCCUCAAGGCGCUCAGCGGCACGGGCAUCGCCGUCCUCAUGGACGUCGGCAAGGGCUCGCUACCCAGCCUCGCCUCCAGCAGCUCCGCUGCGGCCGCCUGGGUAAAGGCCAACGUCUCCUCCUUUCCGGGCGUCUCGUUCCGCUACAUCGCCGUCGGCAACGAGGCCAUCGACAGCGCCGGCCAGAAGACCAUCCUCCCGGCCAUGAGGAACGUACAACGGGCGAUCAUGGCCGCCGGCCUCGGCGGCAGCGUCAAGGUGUCGACUUCUGUACGGUUCGACGUGGUCACCAACACCUUCCCGCCCUCCAACGGUGUGUUCACGGACCAAUCAUUCAUGGGGCCUAUCCUUGAGUUCCUGGCGAGCACCGGCGCACCGCUGCUGGUCAACGUCUACCCCUACUUCGCCUACGAGAAGGACCCGCAGAACAUCCAGCUCAACUUCGCUACCUUCGUGCCAGGCAGCACCACCGUGAACGACAAGGGGCUGACAUACACGAACCUGUUCGACGCCAUGGUCGACUCCAUCUACGCCGCGCUGGAGAAAGCCGGCAGACCCGGGGUUAAGGGGGUCAUAUCCGAGAGCGGGUGGCCGUCGGACGAAGGUUUCGGGGCGACGGCGCAGAACGCUCGGGCGUAUAACCAGGGGUUGAUCAACCACGUCGGCAACGGCACGCCCAAACGGCCCGGGCCGUUGGAGACGUACAUUUUCGCCAUGUUCAACGAGAAUAAGAAGGACGGGGAGAAGAGCGAGAAGCACUUUGGGCUGUUCAAUCCGGACAUGUCGCCGGCCUACUCAAUUACUUUCUGA
This is a messenger RNA of Triticum aestivum (bread wheat), 999 nucleotides long. RefSeq names its product glucan endo-1,3-beta-glucosidase GIII. The transcript has 4 exons. The record is from RefSeq and is a predicted model, not a curated record. Gene Ontology annotation, molecular function: hydrolase activity, hydrolyzing O-glycosyl compounds. Bases 1 to 999 code for a protein of 332 amino acids. Lineage: Eukaryota; Viridiplantae; Streptophyta; Magnoliopsida; Poales; Poaceae. Gene Ontology annotation, biological process: carbohydrate metabolic process.